GUUCAGUGAGAUUUGCUGAUAAGCUCUGCCCUACAUCUACAUCGGGUGUUUGCUCCUGUGGGGGGAGUAUUUGAGGCUGGCAGGCACAGUUUUCAUGUUAGAAUUGUUUGGAUGCAGGCCUGCACUUGGAGGCCAUGCAUCCACUGCCAUUUCACAGCUUUAUUUGUUGAAUGGAAACCAGGGAAUUGGCAUCACAUAUUCAAGAGCAAGAAAAAUGCCAUUAACAGCAGGGUGUAAUUUUUUUUUAUGGUCCCAAGCCUUCUUUUGUUUGCAAUUUUAGCUUAAUAUAUUCAUGAUACCUAGAAACAGGGGUAUGCAUUGAGAUGGGGGUUUGAAAUUGCUUUUGUGGUUGUUUCUGACUUAUAUAAAUGUAUAUAUUCUGUAAAGACCAAAAGUGACUGGAAAAGAGGAUUUGGAAGAGUUCAUUCAUCAAAAUGAUAUUUUUUUUGCAAUACAUUGGAAGGGGGAGGAAGAGAAAUUUCAAGCUCAUUCUCUCAGACUUUGGUUUUGUUCAGCUUUCUUGCUUUCACAAGAUGUCUUAUUUUUACCAAAAUUUCUAAUAAGCCACUGGAGUGAAGUAUGUGCUAACAAAAGUAAUGUUAAGUGUUUCAAUAAAAAUCUCUCCUGCUAGUUGAUCACAGAAGCAUAUAAACUCUGUGGUUAUUCCAUUGUUUCUCCUGAGAGAUUCCAGGACAUUUUUCAAGAGCAGAUCUACUUUUUUUUUAUACUAUUCAUUGAAAUAUAUGGAUUUCUUUAAAUAUUUUCAGGUCUGUGUUUUUAAUUUUUUAUUUGCAUAUAAAAUUUAUAAAGUUAGAUUAUGAUAAUGCUGUUCCCAGUGUUUCUGAAAAUACUUUUAAAGUCUGCCUUGCAUGAUCUGUCAACUCAAAUUAUUACAUUUGCAUCCUUUUUUCUAGAGCCUGUGCAAUUAAAACCACUUAAAUUGAGUUUUAUGAUAAAGUUCAAGGGAGAAGAUAAGCCACUUUGUUCAUGGCAGUUUUGAAAUCCUGCUUAAUACUUUUAUUUACACUCAAAGAUGUUCUAUUUGGAUUGAAAGGAAAGUGUGGGAAGAAAAUGCUAAAUCCCAGUGCAGAAGUCUUGUCAGAAUGCUUGAGAAACUUGAAAUGGUCUUGUUUAGUUAAAAAGGAAUUAGGAAUUUGCUUGGGGAAGGCGUGGGCUGGAGGAUGUACAAAACAGAAUCAGAAGGUCAGGGGAGAUGGGAGCAGGGCUGGGAUGUGACUGAGAGCUACAGGCAGUUCAGUGCACACCUGGACAAAGUUAUUUCCAGCAUGAGGAGAUUUGAAAACAUCCAGUUCAUGUCAGAUUCUUCAAAUUUGCACAUGUACAAACAUUAUUUGGUGGCAGUUGAAUAUUGUCUGUAGUUACUUGUUACCUUUUACAUAGCAGCAACAUAAGAAAGAAAUAAAUUUUUUGUAUUAAUCUAAACUGGAAGGUAGGAGGGGUGUUCCUCGAGGAUUUUGUGUUCAUACUUGAUGUGAAUUUUCUUUAUUAAAAAUGUUUUAUGAGAAGAUUUGGAGAAAUGUGGAAGAGAAUUCUCUGUUAAUCCCCAAAAGUGAAGGCUGUGCCAUUCUUCUGCAACGAGGUGAAUGCUUCUGCAGAAAAAAUUUGGAGAAGAAAAAUACCCAACCCAAUGAAAGGCCCAGGAUUUGUGCCAUUUUCCAUCAGUGCUGACGUGCCCUGUGCUGCAGCAGGAGCUGUCCCAUCAGCAGGGACAGCUUGGUGGCAGCAGGGCUAUCUGGACACUCCAGGGAACAAAGAUCUUGUGGGAGGCUUACAGAGAAAGGUGGGAACUUCAGCAGCACCAUGCACAUGCUAGUGGAGGGGAUUGCAAAGCAUGUUCUAGUCAAAAACUCAAAAUAUUUGUAUCAUGUCUAGAGAAAAAAAUUCCAACUCUACUACUUCACUUCAAGAUUACUCCUUCCCUUAGCACUCCCCCCACUUAUCUUUUGCCAAGAGCCCCUGUCAAUAUUUCUGUGCAUUUCUCUUGUUCCUGUCAGUAAUAAUGGUGAGCCUGAAACUCUUCUGCAGUGGCAACUUGCAGUACUUCAGUAAAUUGUGGCUUUUGCCAGAUAAAUCGAGUUGGUAACAUUUUUAUUGAUCUCCAAAACCCUUAUUUAUCUCUCUUUUAAAAAAAAAAAAAAAAAAAAAGAAAUAUACAUAUAUAUAUAUAUAUUCCAGCUUCCAUUCUUCUUUCCCUUCAAUCUGUAAAGAACAGCAUAUGAUGUGGUUUCUGUGUUGAUUUUCAAGAUAAUUUUUAGUCUGUCAAAGGCCUUCUGUCUCAACAACUUUGAAACAAAGAUUUUUUUGAAUAGACGAGAGUGCAGCUGCCAGAUGAACCAACACAAGGAGCUGGAAGGGGAGGAAGGAUCUUGCAGAUGGUUCUAAUAAAACUGGGCAAACAGCAAACAGGGGCGGGGGAGAGUGGGCUGAAAUGCAAAUUGCAAUCCCAGUGCAAGUUUUGGGGUUUGUUUGUGAGAGAAAGUUGCAUAAAGAGUCCUUUGAGGGUUUGGGACUGGGGGCAGUUUAUUGUUGCUCUCAAUUUUCCUUCUCCCUGUGUCCAUGCUGCUACCUGUGUGGUUGUGCCAAGAGCCCUCCUGGAAAGCCGCAUUCAGCUGCUCAUAGAGCCUUUGUGAAUGUGAAAUACCAAUAACAGUCUAGGUUUGCAGUAGUUGUUGAGAGAAGAAAUUGUGCUUUUUUGGAGCACCGAGCAGUAAAAAUGGAGCAGAGGCUUGUGUUGCUUCAUUGUUGCUGCCUGCUAUCCCACAGCCAAAAUUGAUUUUUGGCCAAGCCUUGAUAAUCCCUGUGCUUGAAGUUUGUGCUGCAUGAUUCAUUCAUAAGGAUGGUGGGUGACUAGUUGUAAUUUCUGUCCUUUCUGCUAAUUUUAUCCUCUUCUUAGAUGUUAUUGGGCCUGUUACAUUAGGCCAACAAUUAAUGAAUAAAAAUUGCAGUAGGAGAGAUGCAGCUGAGGGCUUGGAUAGCCUCUGAUGGCCUCAAAUUCCAUCACCGCUUCUUGACAUGAUAAUUUGGGGUUCUUUGGUGCUUCUUCAGGCCAGGAAAUCUUAUUCACACCUCAUUUCCAAAGCCAAAACAAUUAAGUCUUUAUUUUUUUUCUUCCUCUUACUAAUCUUUCCCAUCUUCAAUGAAAGGAAGAGUGUUUGAGAGCACACAGGCUUUCAGCUCACACGGCAGCCCUUGGGGAUGUGCCUUCAUCUCGCUGUGUCAAAAGCUUUUCAAAUCAGUAGUUGUGGAGUAGCAAAUCCUUCAAACGCAUGAGUAACAGAUACUUGUUUUAUUUAAGAGUCCUUAAGCAUGAGCAAGUCAUUAAGCACUUCCUUUCUCCCCAUGAAUCAGUUCUAUUUUAAACAGUCAUCAUGUAUUUAAUAUUUUUUAGAAGUAUCAGAAGUUUUGACUUUUAAACUUUUUGGAGUCUCUUGUGUACCUCCAUGAAUUUGUAUUAAAAACACAUCUGUCAAGGGCUGCACAUUCCCUGCACUGCUGCAUUCCCUUUUUUGUCUCCUUCAGGAGUGGAUAUAUUCUGUGUGCAGCACUUCUUUGUCAAGGAGACAGUUUGGAAGUGAUGAAGUUAUUACUCUGAAAGCAGAGCACAUCUCUCCAUUGCUGCUCAGUGGCUGGGUGAUGCCACCUCACAAUGUCACCACCUGAGUGGCCUCCCAGGAGCUCAGCAGCAGCCCCCAAAACGUCCCUCAUGCUGCCAGGGCUGGCAAUUCCUGCAGUGUGCUCUGUGCCAGGGGACAAAGCUGAAUGCACUGGGGGCUGUGGAAUUCCACUGGAGGGGAUCCCAUGGUCCAUUGGAAUGCUUUGGGUGUGGAUACUGACCCUGUGAUGCUGUCAUUGCUCUGCUGAGUCAGUCCAUUUGGACAGAAUCUCUUUCCCCUCUCCUUACUGUAUCAUGCAAAAAGGAUAACAAACAUAAAUAUUUAUAAUUAGUAUUUUUGCAGGGAUUUGUGUCCAAGAUACAACAUGCUGAGACAUUAAAUAGAACAAGUGUUGCCAGAAUCAUACCAGCUUGGCAAAUCUGACAGCCAGCUGAAGGCAGGGACGAGGUUUUGUGAUAAAAUCAGCCUGUGGACUGAAUUUUAGCAUCACCAGUUGUUCCCAGCUCGGGAAGAGUUCACUUGCAAUCAACAUGAAUAGGAAAAUCCUUUCCCAAAUGCUUCUUUUGUUUCCUUGUGGAUUUGUUCCUUGUUUUCCUCCUUACACAGUCAGUCAGAAUUCAGCUGAGGGGUUGGAAGCAGCCUUGCUGUUCCUGAUCUUGGGAGGAGGUGCCCCUUUACCCUCAGGCUGGGGAGCUGCUGAGAGCAGAGAUUGCAGGGAUGGUUUGUGAUUCACUGCUGGAGCAUCCCUGCCCUUUGUGCUCCAGGACAGCAGAGGGACCGAGUCACUGCAGCUCUUUCCAUCCCGAGCUUCUCCUGCCCCAGCCUCUGCAGAAAUCCAGGGGAGAAUGGAGAGGGGCUCAUCUGCAGCCUCAUUGUCUCCAUCUGUCUGAAUUGCCUCUUUGGAGCAGCACUAAAAGGAUUGCACAUCAUCUUCAUCAAUUAGCUUCAAAUGCUUUAAAUUAAUCUGUAGUGCCAAAGUGAAUAUGAAGUGGCUUGAGUCCUUUCUUUGUGAGUGGUAGAUUGUGGUUUUAAGUGCCUGUGCUGCUUGUGAGCACAAUGACAACUGUAUCUGUGAUCUCUGUGCCACCUGUUGCCUUAGCUACCAUUUAAUGUGCAAUGUGCUGAUGUUGGAGAUAAAAUGUUUUCUGUGGUACCUAUAAAACACCUCAGUGAUCCUGAUGAGCCACAGGAACACCAGAUUUAUAUCCAGCUGUGGCAGUGAUCCCUGCUAUCUCCAGCUGUGCCAGAGCUGUUGGAGUGCAGCUCCACAAGCCAAGGCAAAGGGCAAGGAGAGCCCUUUGUACUGCUGGGCAAAGUCUGCAGAAUUUUAGAACAGAAGUACAAACACCUGCAUGCAGCUAAAAUUUAAAAAUGUGUGUAACUGUUGAUUUCUUAUUGUAUAGACACAGUUCUGGCAAUGUUUCCUGGUCUGGUGUUCCCUAUAGAGAUGUGCCCAAAGGUGCUCACAAUUUCGGAACAAAAUUACAGGCUGGUGGGCACUAAAGGAGGAGAAAUCCAUCCCCCCUCCUCCCCUGGCCAGCUCCUUGAACUGCAGCAUCCUGCCUGAAUCCACAAAGUUCCCAGUCUCUUGUUCUUCUAGCCAGAAAGAAAUACAUUUUGGAAGGGGUUAAAAUUUUGCACAAACACAUCUCUCUGUGCAGAGACUUUAAAUAAUCUUUCAGUGCAGCCAUUCCAGGCCAUGAAGUGUUGGCUGAUUUUUCUUCAGGGCUAUAUUCUCUAUUUCAAAGAACUUGACAAUAUACAAAGAAAAAUUUUGCUGCUGUGUGAGAUUCUCAAAACUAGGAAGGAUUGUGGUGUUCCCUCAACAUCAGCUCAGUUCUCAUUCCUUUUCUUCUCCUGCAUCCUGUUUCUGGUUAAUCCCAUCUGCAAAAGCAAAUUGGUUGAUAACACUCAGAUUGGUUGGGUUAGGAGAAGAUUCAGUCUUCUCCAUCCAGAGUUAAGCUUUUGACUCAUCUCUAAUAUCUCUGUUUAGACAAUGAGCCACAAGUUGAAGGCUGAUUUAGUGGCUGUUCCCCUACCUGCCUUCAGUGGAGGGUACUCACCCUGUUCAUUAAGUCCAUUUUCAAGCAGCCAUUUGUGUUUUCUCUUAGGAUGGUUCUUAUUCAUCUCACUUGUAGCUACUCUUCCUUUCAAAUGUCCUAAAAAGUCCUUUUGUGAUGAUAAUGUUGUCAAGGUCCUGGUUGUGCUGCUUAGCCUGUGCCCUCAGCAGGCUGUGUUUGCUUUGCACAGAAGUUUAAGUGCUCUGCUCCUUGUUAUAUGUGGCUUCCUUAUACAAAUAAUUUGUGUUUGCUUUCUUUCUGCCAACUUUGUCACCCACAAACCUGUUCACACUUGAAGUCACAAGAAGCAGAAUAUUAGAGGUGGGAAAAAACCAACCCCACAAACAAAACCCCAGAAGAACUGGACAGUGCUGUCUUCCUGAAAACCUCCCAAGAGCUCUGCUCCUUUGCCCAGGAAAAGUCCUUCAUCCUCCCAGUAGGUUCUAGAGGCUGUUCCUCAGCCUGGGCCUCCAUCUCCUCCUCAUUGCAAAGCUGCAGCAUGGCUCUUGGGCAGGAGAAUUAAAGCAGCAGUGUGCUGCUGGGGCAUGGAAGAGAAAUGGGAACAUCAAGGACCAAAGUCUGGGUGCCAGCCAUGCAGGCAGAAUUCAAGUGUCUUUUUACACAGCUCCUGUUAUAUGUCAGAUGGCAGGAGGUCACUCAAGGAAUUAUUUACAAUAAAUCAGAUUUGAAAUUUGUUUAAAAUAAUCUUCUUGUCUGUCUUUCACAGAAAAUGUUGCUGCCCUGACCUGCUGUCAUGAGGAGAAGGGGAUGAAGCAAAUUUGUCCAGAGAAGUCAGAAAUUUUGAAAUUUUCAGCAGGAUUUGCCAGUGCCUGCAGGAGGUUUUGCCAAGCCAGCCAUUGACAUGAGAAUGGAUUCAAUGCCUCAGACUUAAGUGAGCUCGUUUGCUGUGCUUCAGCUUUGUUGUUUCCUGCCGUGUCCUGAUCCAAGAGUGAGCCUGGCUGGGCUGCAAGCUCUGCAUUCCCAGCAUGAUCACUGCCCAAGGAGGUGCCCGUACUACGUGAACAGAGCGGAAGCACAUGGAUGAGACUCCUACCAUGCACUGAGCAGCACGGCAGCAGGCGCAGAGCUCUGGGAAAAUGUCUGCUUGCAACACUUUCACUGAGCACGUCUGGAAACCCGGUGAAUGUAAGAACUGCUUCAAACCCAAGAGCUUGCACCAGUUACCCCCGGUGUCGGAGAAAAAGCCCCUCUCCCAUGGAAACCUGAAACCCAAUGCAAACCAAAGCAGCAGCCAGCGCGGGAGGAGCAGCGGCAGCUUCCGGCCGCCCGUGGCCAAGAAGCCCACGAUAGCCGUGAAACCCACCAUGAUGGUGGCAGACGGGCUGUGCGGGGAGCUCGCCGUGCUGGAGCAGUGCGAGAACAAAGCCCUGCCCGCGGGCUGGAACCGCAACAAGGCGGCCUUGAACAGAAAACCACUGAACAACAAUAACGAGGAGGAGAUCGAAGGUUACAGCCAUGGGCCCAGGCCUUAUGGCAACAGCGAGGGCGUGGGUAAGAUACCAAAUAACAAUAAUAACGGACUGACAGAAGUUUUGAAGGAGAUUGCGGGUUUGGACAGCACACCUCAGCUCACUGGAAAUGAAACGAACUCAAGAGAAACCUUCUUGGGAAGGAUAAAUAAUUGCUAUAAAAGAUCAUUAGAAAGGAAGAUCCCUCCGAGCUGCAUGGUGGGUGGAAUGAAGGAUUCACAGAGUAAGCAUGUUAUUCUGAGUGGAAGCACUGAAGUCAUAAGCAAUGAAGGUGGACGUUUCUGUUACCCAGAGUUCUCCAGCGGAGAUGAGAGUGAGGAUGACACGUUUUUUGGCAGCAUGCAGGAAGAGCACGAGAGCUGGGAUGAAAGUGAUGAAGAGUUGUUAGCAAUGGAAAUCCGCAUGAGGGGCCAACCUCGCUUUGCUAAUUUCAGAGCUAACACCCUGUCUCCUGUUCCGUUCUCUGUUGACAAAAAAUGGAAUACUGUGCCCCUUCGGAACAAGUCUCUGCAGCGGAUCUGUGCAGUGGAUUAUGACGACAGCUAUGAUGAAAUUUUAAAUGGUUAUGGGGAAGAGACUGUGAUUCUUUAUGGGCAAGAGAGCAUGCAGAGCAUGGUAUCUUCUGAUUCCACAUCUCCUGAUUCUUCUUUGACAGAAGAGUCUCGUUCUGGGACAGCCAGUAGUUCUUCCCAGAAGCUCUGUAAUGGAGGAUUAUCUCCUAGCACUCCUCAGGACCUCAAAGUGAUUGAACCAGAAUACGAAAGUCUUUGUGACAAUCAACAAGCGAAGGAUGUGCCAAAAGCACCCAGAAAUGCUCUGAAGGGUCUGGAAACUCACAAGGCAGUCCUUGCGCUUCGCCUGGAGGAGAAGGAUGGCAAAAUUGCUGUGCAGACCGACACACAAGAGAAUAAAAGUUCUUCGGAUGCUGCUGGUCAAGCUGUAACUAUUAAUUUGGUGCCUGUGGAGGAGCAAGCUAAACCUUACAGGGUGGUGAACAUGGAACAACCAGUGUGCAAGCCAUACACCGUAGUGGAUGUCUCAGCUGCCAUGACCAGUGAAUGUAAAGAGAAUCAGACUGAAACCUCAGAAACCAAAAAGGCAUCGUCUAGCCCGAGCUCACCAGUAACCCCAGGCACACCUGUCGCGUCCUCUGCCGCAUCCCCGGUGUGCGUGCACGCCAAGCUGAAAAAGUCCAGCGCAAUCAGAUACCAGGAAGUGUGGACUUCUAGCACUAGUCCGAGACAGAAGAUACCUAAGGUGGAACUGAUUGGAAACAGCUCAGGACCUUCCGUUCCUCCCAGGAAGACAAGCCACAAGUCAGCUCCUACUUCACCUACAGCUACAAACGUUUCUUCAAAAACGAUCCCAGUUAAGUCUCCUAAUUUGUCUGAGAUAAAAUUCAACAGUUACAACAAUGCUGGCAUGCCGCCUUUUCCUAUUAUCAUUCACGAUGAGCCCACUUAUGCUAAGAGUUCCAAAAAUGCUAUUAAAGUUCCUAUUGUAAUCAAUCCAAAUGCCUAUGAUAACCUGGCCAUCUAUAGAAGUUUUCUAGGGACCAGUGGGGAGCUGUCCAUCAAAGAUAAAACUACAAGUGUGAUAAGCCAUACCUAUGAAGAAAUAGAAACUGAAAGUAAAGAGUCUGAAGCCAUAGGCAGCAAACCCACUGAGUUGCCCCAAGCAAAGGGGGUGGCCAAUAGCUCUGAGUGCAGGCUGGGCUCUGUGGCUCAAAAGGUCCAAGAGUUCAACAGCUGCCUCAGUAAAAGCCAGAUAUCCCCACAGAGAAGUCACAGUGCUGACCACAGCUCCCCAUCCAGAGUUCAGAAGGCAACGCCGGAGCCUGUAGCCAGAGCAGAUGUGACCCCAGAUGGUUCCGUUGGCAGCAGUGGCGGCAGAGAGAACGCAAGCACGGUGCUCUCACAGAUUGUGGCUUCUAUCCAGCCUCCACAGUCUCCUCCAGAAACGCCUCAGUCUGCUCCCAAGUCCUGUAGUGUAGAAGAGCUGUAUUCCCUACCCCCUGAGGGAGAUGCUACUAAAAGCACCCUGGUACGGCCCAAAUCUCUGUUUACAUCACAGCCUGAAGUAGAGUCCUCCAAGACAGAAAACGCAGGCACUAAAAUGCAGAAAGAUCCCCUUUCACAGCCAGCUGCCACUCCCUCUCCAAAGCCAGCACGAGCCACCCCGAGUGCCACAAGUCCCCAGGCGGAGCAGGCGCCGCCGUUCCCCCCUCCACGCUCCACCUCCUCUCCCUACCAUGCCAGUAACUUGCUGCAAAGGCAUUUCAGCAACUGGGCCAAACCCAACAGCCCCACCAGGUCGACAGAGGCCGAGUCCAUCCUGCACUCGGAGGGGCGGCGGCCCGAUGCCAAGCCCAAACGCUGGAUAUCGUUCAAGAGCUUCUUCCGCCGCAGGAAAGCCGACGAUGAGGAGGAGAGAGAGAAGGACAGGGAGAAGGGGAAGCUGGUGGGUCUGGAUGGAACUGUUAUCCACAUGCUGCCCCCUCCUCCAGUGCAGCGGCACCACUGGUUCAGCGAGGCCAAGUCGGACUCGAGCGAGAAGCCGUCCAUCGUUUUCAUGUACAGGUGUGAGCCGGCACAAGCGGAGCCGAGGGCUGAGCUCCCUCACAAGGCUGGGCUGGAGGCUGCCAUCGCUGAGGCACUGGCGAAGGACAAGGCAGAAACGCAGGAAAAGCCUCCAGAGAGCUCGCAACAGAACACAGCCAGCCAUUCCUCACCACCUCAGGCUCCCAAGAAAAUCCCCAGCACACCAGAACACUGUGGAAUCAAUGGCUCGCCAGAGUUUCAAGACAUGAUUAAAAGACUCAAGAAGGCCCUGAAAGAAUUUCCUUUAAUGGGGAAUUGUGUGAGUGAGUACAGUGGUCAAGUGCCCGAUGACCCCGCCCUGGAGGAGCUGUCCCCUCGUGUCCCCAGAGCCGUGUUUGUGAAGCAGGACAAUGGGGGCAGCGCCUCCGUCAUCCCGGUCUCGUCUGCCCGCGGGCCUCCGGGGGAGGAGCAGAAAGAAGAAGCCCCAAAUUCUCCUGAUCUGAGUGCCUGCAGUGCUACCUACAGCAAUCUAGGGCAGUCCAGAGCAGCCAUGAUCCCUCCAAAACAGCCGAGGCAACCCAAGGGAGCUUUGGAUGAUGCCAUUGCCUUUGGAGGACUGGCGGAGCAGGAGACAGUGAACAAUUUGCAGCCAACACCACCUCCACUGCCAAAGAAAACAAUUUUGAGAGCUAACACAGAGCCAACUCCCCGCGAUCUGCAGAAGCAGGCUCUGGAGAGCAACCUGUGCAUCAUGGCCAAUCCCACCUAUGACAUUGAGACCAACUGGGAAGCGAGCAGCGCCUGCUCCUCGGUCAGCCUGGAGCUCAAGGUGCUGGACAACGAGUCGGGAGAUUCCUUGGACAGGCCGGCAGAGAAGCUGAGGGCCACCACGUCAGCCACGACCAGCGUCUGCAGCCUGAGCACGGCCAGCGCUAAGGAGCGCUGCUCCAGCAGCAUGGAGUCGCUGCCGGGGAGGCGCCUGUCGCAGGCCCGGCAGGCGCGGGGCGUGCAGAAGCCGCAGCGCCAGGCGCUCUACCGGGGCAUCGAGAACAGGGAGGAGGUGGUGGGCAAGAUCCGCAGCCUGCACGCCGACUCGCUGAGGAAGCUGGCGCUGAGGUGCGAGGACCUGUUCAUGGCCGGCCAGAAGGACCAGCUGCGCUUCGGCGUGGACAGCUGGUCGGAUUUCCGCCUCACCAGCGACAAGCCGUGCUGCGAGGCGGGCGACGCCGUCUACUACCCCGCCUCCUACGCCAAGGAUCCCCUCAACAACUACGCUGUCAAGAUCUGUAAGAGCAAGGCUAAGGAGUCCCAGCAGUAUUACCACAGCCUGUCUAUCCGGCAGAGCCUGGCUAUCAACUUUAACAUCCAGCAGGACUGCGGCCAUUUCCUCGCUGAGGUGCCGGUUCGCCUCCUUCCGUGGGAGGACGACGAGGCGGCGGAUGUGGAAGAGGAAGAGCGGGAGGAGGAGGAGCAGGAGCCCGAGCAGAAGGGCAGAGACGCGGCCUCCAGCCCCGAGGGCUCGCACAGGGGCAGCCCCGGCAGGCAGGGCACCCUGAGCAAGCCCCGCAGCCGCGUGGUGGUGAUCACACGCGAGGUCCCGCACCUGACCGUGGCCGACUUCGUGCGCGAGUCGGCGCCGCGCCACGCCAAGAGCCCCGACCUGUACGAGAGACAGGUGUGCCUGCUGCUCCUGCAGCUGUGCCUGGGCCUCGAGCACCUGAAGCCCUACCACAUCACCCACUGUGACCUGCGCCUGGAGAACCUGCUGCUGGUUCACUCCAGGCCGGGAGGCAGCACCCCGAGCCCCGAGGCCACGGAGCCCAGUCCCGGCACCGCCUGCCCGGCCAGACUGAUUGUGAGCAACUUCUCCCAGGCCAAGCAGAAGAGUCACAUGGUGGAUCCCGAGGUUCUGCGGGAUCAGUCCCGCCUGGCUCCAGAAAUCAUCACUGCGACGCAGUACAAGAAGUGUGAUGAGUUCCAGACUGGCAUCCUCAUCUAUGAAAUGCUGCACUUACCCAACCCCUUUGAUGAGAAUCCAGAGCUGAAGGAGAAGGAGUACACUUGUGCUGAUCUCCCCAAGAUUCCUUGCCGUUCCCUCUACUCUCAAGGGCUUCAACAACUUGCCAGCUGCCUGCUGAACCCCAACCCUUCGGAGAGGAUCUUGAUAUCAGAAGCCAAAGGAAUCCUUCAGUGUUUGCUUUGGGGUCCACGGGAGGACUUGUUCCAUGCCCUCAGUACAUCUUCCAACCCCUCACGGAGAGAUGCUAUACUUCAGAACUGGCUCGAUAUAAAAAGGACGCUGCUGAUGAUCAAGUUUGCAGAGAAGUCCUUGGAGAGGGACUGUGGAAUUAUUCUGGAAGACUGGCUUUGUUGUCAGUACCUGGCCUUUGCCACUACAGACUCACUUCAUCGCAUUGUGAGACUCAUGAAGCAGCACUAGUUGUAGAGCCUGUUGCUUUUUGUGAAGCAUCCGACCUCUGCCCCAGCCCUCCCUCCAGCCUGCACUAGGGCUCACACUUUGUACAAUGUUACAAAACAGCCUAGACAUCAAAGUCAGCAACUCUGAGCAAAUAGGUUCUAACUGGAGAAACUGCAUCCUGUAUCAAGUAUGACGGAAACUUCACUUUUUUGCCAGGCCUGCUAGGGAUUGAUCACACGCAUGACUGCAUUUGGAUCAGCCAGUAUGUAACUUGAUUCAUAUCUGGCUGAAAAGGAGAGCAAGCUUUGAUACCACUAUUCCUACCACUGUAGUAAACAAAUUGCCCUCCUCUUCUGGGUAGUUUCUGUCAUUCCCUACGUAGCAUUGAUUAGUGAACAGCAGUGACCAGAAGCAGAGACGGAUGAGUGGUGAAUGUGAGAUGAAUUAUCCACCAUGCCACAAAACACUCAUUUGCUUUCACUCCACAUACCACACAUUUCCUCUCAGUCAGUCACAAGCAGGCUGUGCUUCUUUUCUUCAGUCUCGACCAAACAGAUUCUCAUCUUUCUCUUACACUUUACUCCAUCUGUACUUUCCCCCCAGAUGUGGUUUUCCCACUGACCAUGGCAAGUGUCAGUGAGCACUAAGCACCUGUGUUCAUUCCUCUGCCCUCCUCCUCUGCCUCACUGCCUGCCCAUAUCCUUUCUAACCAUGAAUCCAGGAUUCAUCAAUGCUGCCUUAGUCAGACCAUUACACUUAGCUUGAGACCUGUGCAUUAAAAUGCAAAAUAUGCACAUUUUGUCUAUCCCAUUUCCUAGGCAACUUUCACCAGUCUGGACUCUUGAUGUACUGUAGCCAAAACCACAUUUAUACAAGAAAAGUACAACACAUGGUGGGCCAUUGAAAUUCCCCUUCCAUCGCAGAAAGCACUAAAGCCUGACUUGAAAUGGAUAGGACGUACAUAACCUCCUCUGACAAUCACUGCUAUGAAUCAGGGAUGAAAAUAAAAGCCACCUCUUCUGUUUUUUGGUCUGCUCUUGUCACUUAUGCCAUACUGCAAAGUGAGACUGAAAUUGGCUCUGCAGGUUUGUUGGCAGGAGAUAGAAAUGUUUAGUUUGUCUGUGCUUAGCAAACAGGCAACAUGGAGACACUUUUACUGCAGACACAGUUCUCUGAAGGGUAAAAACAAGGGGGCAAAAACACUGUUGUUUAAUUAUUGAGGGAGUUGUCAAGUUUGGCUGACAGCACCAACAGCAUCAUGAUCAACAUUUCCUGCAGCAGUGCUUGGCUGCCCAUCUCUUGUCUGUUGUAACCAGCAUUUUCUGAGGUUGCUAUAGACAACACCCUGAAAAUGGAAUGUUGUCAGAAGAGCUUGAAGAGCAUCACAGACAGAGUUUUGGACUAGAGCAGGAAUUAGCAAGGAGUGAAGAGUCAGAAUUUUUAAAACCUCAACUUGAAGGAGCUUUUUCACUUUUAGAGGCCACUGCUGACUUCCUUGUGUGCCGUAACAGCCGUUUCCCAUGGAACCUCUGCACAGCCAAUAUCUUUGCUCAGUAUUGCUAGGCUAGGAGUUGUUUCCUGAGUUGCUCUGAAGAACGGUUCUGGAUGCAGGGGGAAAAGCAAUCCCCAAUAUUCUGACCUGGGUGAUGGAAAGCCCUAGUAAUGAGCCUGUGCUUCUCUCCUAUGGAUCUAUGUGCAAUCCUUGUAUUAUUUUUUAAAGCUGUACAUUACAGUGUUCACUUUACACACCAGCCUUUACCCAAUGCUAGAUCUGCAGCCCUUUCUUUUACUUUCCUGGCACAUAAAUGUACAGAUAUCCAUGUGUUCUUUUUAUGGAUUGGUGUUCCAUUUUAAUUGUUAAAACUGUGAGGAAUCCAUUCACUUCAGCCUUGAAACAAAUAGCCACUUUAUAGAGCAUAUGCAUUCUUGGACCAGAUGAGCAAACUGAACAAACAGUCCUGCAGGCUUAAAGUCAGCAAAAGUCAGCUCUGGAUCCACGCCGUACAUCGAGGGGUUGCCAUGUCUGUGUUCUUCUCUGGCAUCUCCCAGAGCUCAGCUGAAUAGCGUGUGGAAGCCUACAUCGAUUGUGCCAUGGUAUAGACUGUCUUUAUGACCUUCCUAAAAAUUUUUUUUUUAAGUUCUGAUGAUUAUUCUUUUGUUUGAUUCACCUGUAUCAGUGAAGGAUCAGGCAAGGAUAAGGAUAAUAUAUUUUAAUGUGAUAUGUAUGUUUUUCUUUCUCUUUUUGGCGAAAAGGUGAGGAUGGCGGCAUUGAUGCAGAAAAACAGGACAGUGCAUUAAAAGCCCAAGUGCAAUGUAUGUAGUUGAAGUACUUCCUCUACAUCAGGAAAGAAAGUUUCUACACUACUACUGAGCAGCUCAUAGAAGAACCUUCACAAAGAAUCUCCUGUUCAGUGCAGCCCUGCUUUAUCUGGACACAGGAGGGCAAUGCUCCCAUAGCUGACAUACACCGAGCAUGCAAGUCACUCGUGUACUACCUGCUAGCUAUUAGUGACAGCGUGCUGAGCUGCCAGUGGGGCUCCUCGUUCUCUGUGGUCUGGUUUUGUGUUCGUUCUGUAGUGUGUGUGUGUGCACCUGACUUCUCAGCUAGCUCAGAUAGGCAUAGGACUAACCCUUGGACCACCUGGCAUUGCAGUGGGGGAUCCCUGGAAACCUCUGGGUGUUCCCUGUUUAGGGACACAUGUUCCCACUGUCACCUUGAUGUCAACACGCACAUGCAGAGUUGGAUUUGGAAUGUUGUACAACCGUACGCAUUAAUGCAGCUGGUCCAAUGCCUUUGUAUCUCUAGCUAUCUAAUUUCAGUUUGUAUCUUUUGUGAUGAACCAGUACUCAUUUUAGCUCUGCAGUAUAGUCAAGCAUGGAUAGAUGUUCACUACCAAUCUCUUUCUCGUGCAGCACUGGGUAAACUUUAGCAAUUUGUAAUGUUGUGUGGUUUUUUUCUUUAAAAAAGAAAGAAUGGUCAAUGUGGUCGAACCUGAUCUGGGCUGAGCUCUUCCUUGAGGAGCUCGAGGCCGACUUUGCAGAUCUGCCCAUAACUGAUGAUUGCAACUGUGUUUGUGGUGGUUCUCCAUGCUGGCACCAGAUUGUGCCACGUAACUACACAAGAAUGUAUGCAUUAAACUGAUUGUAAACAAAUCCUAAGAAUGCUACAGCAUAAUUGCUAAGCAAAAGGAAAAAAACCCGCUCUGUUUGUAACAGGAUCCUGUGUAUGGCAGGAACAAAACCCCUGGCUGUGCAUGUUAGAACGUACUUGAAUACGUGCACAGGUCUUGAAUUUUUUUUUUAGCAAUGUCGCACUUUCAGUGAGCUCAAGAAAUAGGAAGAGCUGCAAAUCUAAGAUAACAGUAUUGACUGUAAAUAUAUAUUUUUCUAUUAAUAAAAGCUGUCAUUCAAAUAUUUUUAACAUGAACUCUAAAGAUUUUUCCAGUGUAAACUAAUUUCUGGAGAAAUCAAAUGCUUGUUUGAAGAAUCAUGGUGAGUGGUUUCUGAUCCUUUUAGAGCCAUUUAAACCCUCUCUAAUAUUACAGAGAGAGCACAGUGAUUGGAUUCACAAAGUUUAGUGCCUUGUCAAAAACCUGAAAUGUAGCUGGUCAGUUGGUGGAAAUCUUAUUCUUUUCAUAACAGCCCUAGAAAUAAUACUGCCCAUGUAAAGAUGCAGAAGACUUUACAAAAUUAAAUGCUGUACUUUGUGUGAUGCUGGGUUGAUCUAUUCCAUAAAAUUUGUGUGAAUGGGUUCCUUUAAGUUGCUUGCAGUACAGCAUAAAGCUGAGGUAACAAUACUGUGGGCUUUCAAAUUUGGGAUCUGCACAGGCAGAAUAACAGUGGGUACCAAGUGAGUUGUUGCAGCCUGACCAGGCACCAGGAGAAGCCUCUUGCUCUGACAAUCUGCUGCAGAACUGCAUUGCUCUGGGAGCAGCAGGGAGGGUGGAAGGUGCUGCUCCUGCUGCAGGUGCUGCACACCACCCUGGGGCCAUGGUGAGAAAUGCAAACUGUUCAAACAGGAGUGCUGAAAGAAUGCUCCUGAGAUGCUAUGGAAAGUGGGUUUGGUUUGUAUUUCUUAAAUGGGAAUUAUUGCUAUUUAUCUGUCCAACCUCAGAUCUGAUCCGGUCAAAAUGCAUAAGGUGAACAUAAAGAGACUCUACUCGUAAAAGCUUGCCUACAAAUUUUGAGGAAUGAGGAAAUCCAGGAUUUUCUUCUGGAGCCCUUGGAAUGUCCAAAUAGAGGAGCCUGGUCUCACUUCACUAUUCAGACUGAUGAAAUCAGUAACUCCAGCCAGGAUACCAUGUUGCUGCCCCACAGAGAAGAGUGCAGGUAGCAUUUACAAAAAUUGUUCCACCUUAAAUCUUUAAUGCUCCACACAUCCCACCCACAAGGUAUGAAUGGAUCAUUUUGACAUGUUAACACAAGAAAAUUCCUACAUGUUAUAGAGAAAAAUAUAUUAUUUAAAUAAACUAUGUGUGUUAAGGUUCAGCUACUUGCAGAAUUUAUUCAGCAGCUUCACACUGUAGAUCCUUAAUUUUAACAUGUAUUUGCUGCUGAAAUAAAAUGUAUUUGUUUCUGAAUUCUUGUGCUGAGAUUCCCAUCUAAAUUAAUUUUUUUGUUUGUAAUAACAAAUCCAUAUGUAAAUAUAAAUUAAAUGAUCCUGUUUUUAUUUAAAUCAAUUUUAAGCUUUCUGAGGGAUACAAUAGAAACUGAGUCAGACAUUUUAAUGCACUUUCUUUUCCCCCUUUCUCCAAAUUGACUGUUUCUCAGUACAACCAGUACUUAACUGCAUGACUAGACCAUCAGUUUUACUCUGAUUUUGCAGAGGUGGUGUUGGUUCUGCUAAAACUCCUGUAAGACCUAGAGCACAGUCAGAGCUCUUCAGCCAGCACAGGGAGGAGAUUGUGAUUGAGUUGUGCAGUAAGAUAACAUCAAAGAAGUACAGAAUAGAAUUUUAAAUACCUCUAUAAAAAUACACCUGUGGAAAUAUUCUGUAAACAAUCUUGUGGAUUACAGAGAGAAGAAUACACAAAAAAAUACUUUUCAAAACACUGGGGAGAAAUUUCUUAAGGGCACCCUCAACUCCAAAAGAAGGAGCAAGUCUCUUUCCCUGUUGUGUUGCAGAGAAUUUCUGGUAGAUAUUUGUGUGGAUUUUCUUAUUCACCUGGAUGCAGUAUUAGAAGGAUGGGGAUUUUGAGUAGGUGUAGAAUGUAAUUGAAAUAAUUUCCUGCAAGUCUCCUUGCAUUGGUGCUCCACUCAGCAUUUACCUGGAAACCACAGAAUGCUUUCAGAUCAAGCAAAAUUGCCAGUGAGAAAUGAAAUACUCAACUUAGCUGUACAUAAGCAUUUUACCACUCUACAGAAUUUGAGAAUUUGGUUUGUAUUUCAGACUAUAAAGAUUUUUUUUUCCCAUAAAUUUAAGGGGAAGAUUUCAGGGAUUUAGAAGAGGUUGAAGCUUUUUUUUAAUAUGGAAGAAAUAUUUGUUCAUAAAUAUAUAUAUACAUACAUAUAUAUAUAUAUAUAUGAGUGCAUGUAGCCAUGUUUUAAUAUAUAUGUAUGUAUAUGAAUUUUGUAUCCCAAAAGUAUUAUUUGCCCCUUUUUGCUUGAAAAAGUAUAUAUAUUAUAUAUUGUAUAUAUAAUAUAUAUUUUAAGAGUGUGUAAAUUUUAAUAUAGUCAUUUCAUAAAUAACACCUCUUCAAAAACUACUCAAAACUUCUGUUUCCUUGACCUUUGGAUUGUUGGUAUUAGAAGGUUUUGCAGUUGAAAUCCUUGGGUUUUUUUCUUUUAAAACUUAAUUAUGCUGAGCAUUUAAGAAUAUGUUCUUGUUUUUAAUAAAAAGGGGAAAUUUAUUUUUAAAUUAGGGAUUCAAAAAUCAGUGAACUUUUAUAAAUGGGAUUUCUUUAAAUGCCUUGAAUAAGGGAUAUUUUUUUUUUUUAAUUUCUUUUUUCAGUUCCAUUCUUGUGGGCAAUUUGUAUUUGGAAUUCCUGGUUGCAUUGCUUUAUCUGGUGCUUCAUAUUGAUAUUUACACAUUUUUAUAUGAAUAAGUAUAUAAACUUCAAGCCUUCCUUUGUGAUCAGGGGCAGUUACACUCUGGUUUGCUGUGGUACUUUGCUGUGUACUCUGUGGCAUUCAUGUUACUGUGUAAAUAAACUAGUUUUAUUACACUCAA
Messenger RNA from Oenanthe melanoleuca, 18313 nucleotides. It is a transcript of the gene PEAK1, whose product is annotated as pseudopodium enriched atypical kinase 1. Gene Ontology annotation, cellular component: actin cytoskeleton; focal adhesion. The transcript has 7 exons. Gene Ontology annotation, biological process: protein phosphorylation. Gene Ontology annotation, molecular function: protein kinase activity; ATP binding. Lineage: Eukaryota; Metazoa; Chordata; Aves; Passeriformes; Muscicapidae. Bases 6793 to 12165 code for a protein of 1790 amino acids. The record is from RefSeq and is a predicted model, not a curated record.